UGCCGCACGCACAGACAUUCUCGCUGAGGGCGACUGCGCCUUUAAGUCCCGUAAACUAACAGCCAGACUCGGUGUCAAUGUGCGAGCGAUGAAUUUACUCGAUAUGGUUUUGUUUAAACUCUUGCUGCUGUUGUUCUGUUUAAGCGACAUCAAAGGUCAAAAUGGGAGAACCCUGAGUAAUUACAUUAAGCAUUACGAAGGCCUGUCCUACAAUACAAACAUCUUGCACAGCAAGCACCAGAGGGCUAAGAGAGCUGUGUCCCAUGAUGACCAGUUUGUUCACCUGGACUUCCACGCUCAUGGCAGGCAUUUUAACCCGAUGAAGAGGGAUACUUCUUUAUUCUCACCUGAUCUCAAGGUGGAAGUUUCAGGAGAAGAGAUCCCCUACGACACUUCUCACAUUUACACCGGAGAAAUUUAUGGUGAGAAAGGGACUCUUACCCAUGGCUCUAUUGUGGAUGGGAAGUUCGAAGGUUUUAUUAAGAGCCAUCUUGGCACAUACUACAUCGAGCCCUCAGAGAGAUACCUUAAAGACCAGACUCUGCCCUUCCACUCAGUCAUCUACCAUGAAGAUGACAUUGAUUAUCCUCAUAAGUACGGAGCAGAGGGUGGCUGUGCUGACCACUCUGUGUUUGAGAGGAUGAAGAAGUACCAGAUGUCUGCAGUGGAGGAGCCCAACCAGCAGCAGACGAAGCACGACGCUGACGAGGAUGGAGCCUAUGGGCCGGUGAUCCUGAGGAAACGUCGUGCAGCACAGGCAGAGAAAAACACCUGUCAGCUUUUCAUCCAGACAGAUCACUUCUUCUUCAAACACUACGGCACCCGGGAGGCGGUGAUCGCACAGAUUUCCAGUCACGUGAAAGCCAUCGACUCCAUCUAUCAAAGCACAGACUUUCAAGGCAUCCGCAACAUCAGCUUCAUGGUGAAAAGAAUCAGGAUCAACACAACCGAGGACACAAAAGAACCCUCAAACCCCUUCCGGUUUGCUAACAUCGGUGUGGAGAAAUUUCUAGAGCUCAACUCUGAGCAGAAUCACAACGAUUACUGCCUAGCCUACGUGUUCACAGACAGAGACUUUGAUGACGGAGUGUUGGGUCUGGCCUGGGUCGGGGCUCCUUCAGGAAGCUCUGGUGGGAUAUGUGAGAAGAACAAGGAAUACUCUGAUAAGAAGCAAAAGUCUCUGAACACCGGCAUCAUCACAGUGCAGAACUACGCUUCACACGUUCCCCCUAAGGUCUCUCAUAUCACCUUUGCUCACGAGGUCGGACACAACUUUGGCUCUCCGCAUGACUCAGGAAAUGAAUGCACUCCAGGUGAGUCUAAGACUCAGGAUCUGAAAGAGAGAGGCAAUUACAUCAUGUAUGCCAGAGCCACAUCGGGAGAUAAGCACAACAAUAAUAAGUUCUCCAUCUGCAGCAUUCGUAACAUCAGCCAGGUGCUGGAAAAAAAGAGAUCCAUCUGCUUUGUCGAAUCUGGUCAGCCCAUCUGUGGUAAUGGUUUGGUUGAGGCUAAUGAGCAGUGUGACUGUGGAUACAGCGACCAGUGCAAAAACAAGUGCUGCUAUAGUGCCAAUGAGCGAGAUGGGUUGAAGUGUACUCUGAGACCUGAAGCUCGCUGCUGUCCAAGUCAGGGUCCAUGCUGCACAUCUGAAUGUGCCUUUUCCAGUAAGGAUACGAAGUGCAGGGAUGAAUCGGAGUGUGCUCUCAAGGGCAUGUGCAAUGGAAACACUGCCCAAUGCCCCACCUCAACACCCAAAGAAAACUUCACAGCCUGCCACGGAAAUACCCAAGUCUGCCUUAGUGGGAGUUGCUCUGGCUCUAUCUGUCAGAAGUAUGGUCUGGAUGUUUGCACGUGUGCCAGCGAGGAAGGAAAAGAUGACACAGAACUGUGUCACGUGUGCUGUCAGGAGAAGGGUCAACCCAACACUUGCAGCAGCACUGGUUCAGAUAUAUGGGCAAAGUACUUUAAUGGAAGGAGCACUACGUUGCAGCCCGGCUCUCCUUGUAAUGACUUCAAAGGUUACUGUGAUGUGUUCAUGAAGUGCAGGCUGGUGGAUGCUGACGGUCCUCUGGCCAGACUUAAGAAGGCCAUCUUCGACCCUCAGCUUUAUACAAGCAUCGCCCAGUGGAUAGUGAACCAUUGGUGGGCUGUGUUGUUAAUGGGCAUUGCUCUCAUCAUGGUGAUGGCUGGAUUCAUCAAGAUCUGCAGUGUGCACACACCUAGUAGCAACCCUAAACUGCCCCCACCCAAACCCCUUCCAGGCACACUGAAGAGAAGAAGAGCCCAGAACCCCACUGCACAGACGCAGCCACAGCGUCACCAGCGCCAGCAGAGAGAGAACUAUCAGAUGGGUCAGCUGCAACGCUGAGUUGGCCUCCUCAUUGCCUUGAUUCUUUCUAGUGCCUACAGUGGGAAACACUUCACUCCAAAGAGUUACCUGAAUCAAUCAAUGGGCUCCGUCUGCAAAAUAAGAAACUGGCAAUGAAACCACAUACCACGUGGACUUCACAGGACUAUACUUCAUAAAAAACAAGUUUGUAUGAAACCACUGCUCUGGGAGCCCGCAAAGCUUUUGUUGCUUAACUCAGAGACAAUUCAGAAGCUAGUGAUGAGAAAGAGGACAAGAUAUUAUGUUUUUUCACUUAUCAAUUGUUUUUCUUCAGCCCGCUCCUCAGCUCUGCCCAUAUCAAAAUUAGCUUGUUCUUACUCUUUUUUUGGAAUUGGCACCCUCCUGUGGAGAAGAAAUCUUUGAAGAGACUCCUAUAGCAAUGUAGAGAUGUUUUUGAAAGGGUUAAGAAGCGUUUUUCAUUAAAUCAUACUUCUUGUCUCCUUGGCUGCAGUUGUACAGAUAUCACAAUAUACAGUAGGGAUUUCUCCGACAUGAUGCUGUUGGAUAAUAAUUAUUAGAAUGUUAUGACUGACACUCAGGAUUCUGUUGGUGAAACCUUUUACUAGAUGCGCUUUGGUUAAAAAGAUUUAUUUGGUGUCAUGCCUCUUUUCCCCCAGUUUCUUUUGCUUGGUUGCUUUAAUAUCCUUUCAAAUCAAACACAAGCUUAAGAGCUGCAUUUUUGCAUUUAUGUAUUGUAUUGAAAACCGGCUCGAGAGAAGUAAAGCACAACAUCACCGAAGGAUUUUCUUUUAAUAUAUACAGUAUGUCAAAUUUUGGAACAGGUUGUAGGUAACAGGACAAUGUUUACAUCAUAGAAAUGGUGGCAGAUACACACCCCAAUCAAUAUUUAUUCAAAGGAAUUUUCUUACAAUCUUUAGUCAUCAUCUCUAUUAUAGCUGACAAUAAGACAAUGUCCAUCUUCCCUAUAUGGUGUCAGCCAGCCACGUAAAUGAAUAUUCUGUUUCUGGUUUUGCAUACAGAAUCGUAAUCAUUUUUUAACACCGAAACACUAUUGGCUGUUUUUUCCAGGUUGAAUAUCUGUCAUUUGUUACUGUUCCAGCCCUGGCACAUGUGAGUCUUGAUUGGGAUUUCUGUUCGUCUGAGAGGAAACAGUUUUAAUUUUUUAUCUCUAAAUGUGCUUUAUUAGUUUUGUCUUCUCUGUGUUUCUCUUACAAAGUGAGAGAGUUGAACCGCAUGUGCUUCACAGAGCAGUUGUCCUUCAAUGUUGUACCGCAACAGACAAAAAAUCCUUAUUCUUUAGUAUUAUCUUAUUCAAAAGUCCUCUCAAACAAACUAACUUUUUCAUCCUUUGACCUGCAUUUAACAGGUCCUACCAAAUACAUGGAUAAUCUGCUUUUGUUUCUUUUAAAGAGGGACACAGAGAAAAGUGAUUAUUUUUUCUAAAUGUUCAUGGGAGAGGGAGUUUUAAGGAGCUUGAACUGCUCGGACAACAGUUGGCUUCAGGGGUAAUGCAUCAUUUCUGUGGUAGGGGGUUUAGGUGGAUUUGGCCUAGCAAUUUGAAUGAUUUUGAUUUACAUAGUUUUACUUGUCUCGAUUUGUUUAUAAGUACAGUGCACUGAUACACAAGCAUGGUGUGCGGAUAGAAUAUGAUACAUAAGAUGGAUAAAAUGUCUAAUACUACUGUUUAAUUUUAAUGUCCGCUGUGUUUUAUACAGUAAUGUAUCUUUUCUUUCUUUAUCUUGCUUUGCUUUAUUUGUGUUUCUUUCCUCUCUUCUAUUUGCGCUGACUUUUGAAACUUUUUAAUAAAUACUUUGGCAAAGAAAUAUUGAGCAACAUGUAA
Messenger RNA from Triplophysa dalaica, 4190 nucleotides. RefSeq names its product ADAM metallopeptidase domain 10a (gene adam10a). Gene Ontology annotation, molecular function: metalloendopeptidase activity involved in amyloid precursor protein catabolic process. The record is from RefSeq and is a predicted model, not a curated record. Gene Ontology annotation, biological process: membrane protein ectodomain proteolysis; Notch signaling pathway. NCBI's taxonomy places the organism in Eukaryota, Metazoa, Chordata, Actinopteri, Cypriniformes, Nemacheilidae. Gene Ontology annotation, cellular component: plasma membrane; synaptic membrane.